UGAGUAUCCGCUGGUUAACAAUAGCGGCGGCUCAUCUAAGUUUUUGAAGAUGGAUCGCUUCACUUGGUGCUCGUCUUCAAAUCUGUCAAUUUUCCCCGGAGAGACUUUUGUCCAUGAGCAGUCAGGAGUCAGAAUAUACGAUGGAGAUAAUAAGACAACGUUUGAUAAUGGAACUGUAAAACUGACAUCCCAUCGAGUUAUCUGGGAUGACACACAACAACAGAAUCGUGCCAUAUCUAUCCCAUUAUCCCUGGUCAGUAGAACAGAGGAACAAGGCUCUGGUUUUAUGAGCAGUGCAAAGGUGACAAUUCAUCUACACCCCAUGCCCCCAGGUAAAGAGCCAGGUCCAAGUGUGUCAAGUCCUUACUCCUAUAUCCGAUUCUCAUUCAAACAAGGGGGGCAUUCAGAGCUAUUCAGCAGGCUUGUGGAACAAUUGGGCAAGAAAGCUUGGCAGACUCUUCCCUCUGCUUCCACAAGCACCACAAAAUCAGGGUUGAGAUCACGCGGUGUUGGAGGUAUUGUUGGUAUUGAGAGAAAACUAGAACAACAGAGCAAGCAAACAGAUGACAAUAUCAAUAAGGCUUUCAAAGACCUGGACGCCCUAAUGGAGAAGGCUAAAGAAAUGGUGGAAAUUGCAGACAAAGUUGCUUCUAAACUUGAAGAGAAAAAAGGUUCAAUCACUGAAGAUGAGACGGUGAUGUUCAAAUCAUACUUGCUUAGCAUGGGAAUUGACAACCCAGUCACUAGAGAUACAGUUGGUACAGGGGCUAACUACCACAAUGAGCUUGCCAAAGAACUUGGGAAAUUCUUAGAUGCCAUUAUCAAGGAUGAAGGAGGUAUGAUGGCUCUAAGCGAUGUGUAUUGUCGAUUUAACAGAGCCAGAGGCAUGGAGCUUGUAUCACCUGAAGACCUGGUGAAUGCUUCACAACAAUUUGAGAAACUUAGAAUACCGCUGAGGCUGCGUCGGUUUGACAGUGGUGUCCUUGUUGUGCAGUCAAUCUCCCAUAGCGACGAGGAAGUCGUCAUCAGCACCAAAAAAGCUCUCGAUGACAAGGGCUCCUUGACCGCGGAAGAGCUGGCGCAUUUUGCUGAAGUGUCUGUCAUGCUUGCCAAGGAGAGGUUAGUUGUCACUGAAAAAGCCGGCAAAGCGUGUAGAGACGACAGUGUGGAGGGCUUGCGCUUUUAUCCGAACCUCUUCGCAGAACGAGAAGCUUAAGUGGGAAGAUUCGUUCGCUGCUUGGAGAUCCUGUGGUCUUUCAGUGUCCUUCCAAAGAAGCACGGGUUAACCAAAAUGAAUCGUAGAAGAUAGUGAAAUUAAUUGUGAAAGAAAAAUCUACGAGCUUUGUGGCCGCCAACAAUGUUGGAAGCAGUCAUGUUUGGAGUUAAUAAGAUUCUAGUAUAAUCAGAGCCGUUCCUCUAGCAUAUGUGCAAGUCGAAUCUGCUCAUACUUACAGAUCUAGUGUAUGGACAUAUAUGAGGGAGCUAUGGGCCUCUCUCAUCCAGAAGAAUGAGGGUUCGCCAACGCCUGUUCCGCUCAAUUUCUAAUCAAGGCGCUGGUGUUCAUGAAGGGCCAACAAUACCACGACAAGUUCUUUUAUAAUGAACCUUAAUUUUAUGAGAAGAAACAUUGUAGAAAUCCCCAAAAAGGAAUGGGAAACACACGAAUAGUAUCAGAGGAAUCGAGUAAGAAGCGUCAGUCAGUGACACAUAAAUAAGAGUCCGA
Molecule: messenger RNA, 1723 nt
Organism: Nematostella vectensis (starlet sea anemone)
Lineage: Eukaryota; Metazoa; Cnidaria; Anthozoa; Actiniaria; Edwardsiidae
Product: vacuolar protein-sorting-associated protein 36
Exons: 15
Coding region: 50-1216 (388 amino acids)
Biological process (GO): protein transport to vacuole involved in ubiquitin-dependent protein catabolic process via the multivesicular body sorting pathway
Cellular component (GO): late endosome membrane; ESCRT II complex
Molecular function (GO): phosphatidylinositol-3-phosphate binding; ubiquitin binding
Source: RefSeq, a predicted model, not a curated record